Messenger RNA from Lucilia sericata (common green bottle fly), 2196 nucleotides. RefSeq lists its product as uncharacterized. The record is from RefSeq and is a predicted model, not a curated record. The transcript has a single exon. Bases 1 to 2196 code for a protein of 731 amino acids. Lineage: Eukaryota; Metazoa; Arthropoda; Insecta; Diptera; Calliphoridae.
AUGCCUGAGAAAAAGAAGUUCAACAACUAUAAUACUAGUGUUUCUCAUGAAAAAAUCGUAAAGUGUUCCAUUUGUUCCGCAGCGCAUCCUCUUAGACUUUGCCCGUCAUUUCUCGGUAUGUCUGUAGAUGAACGUUAUGCUAUUAUUCAAAAACAGAAACGUUGUGUAAAUUGUCUUGGAACCUCGCAUGAAUAUAAAAAAUGUAGGAGUCAGUAUGUUUGUCAACUAUGCAAACGAAAGCAUCAUUCGUUACUUCAUCGGACAGCUAAAUCUAACCCCCAAGUAAUCCCCCAAACUGCAGCUUUGCCCUCUGAUACAAACACUAGCAAUCCUACUGUCACAAGCCCCCAAGUAAUCCCACAGACAAUGGUUUUACGAUCGAAUAGGACCGUUAGUAGUUCUCCUGUUACUAAUCCUCCCCAAACCUCGAAUUUAAAUAACGGCCCUUGCACGUCUGCUGAAGCUGCAGCCCAAAUGCGACAGUCAUUUUCUACUCAAACACAGUCCACCUCGAACUCCACGGUUUUACUUGGUACAGCUCUGGUAGAUGUUUAUGCAAAUGAUUUUAAGUAUACUGUUCGAGCUCUCAUCGAUUCCGCUUCUGAGGCAACUUUUAUUUCCAAGAAACUUCAGAAGAAAUUAUCCCUAAACACACGCUCAUCUCAGACUGAAGUUCACGGCUUAAAUGAUUCUUUGACGGCAACUUCCACUCAUAUAUGUUAUGUCCGUAUCGGUUCACCUAUCGACAGCUCUUUCGAAAUACAUACAGAUGCUCUAGUCGUUAAGAAGCUUACUGGUCAACUCCCUCACUACCCAUUGUCUGACUUUAACAAUGGUGAAUUUGCUGAUUUACAAUUGGCUGAUAGAUAUAUACAUAUGUAUUCUGAGAUUGACCUCCUACUUGGAGGCGAUGUUUACCCUAAGAUUAUUAGAAGUGGUUUACGAUGGAAUCACAAUCAGGAUUUAGUCGCGCAACAGACUGUCUUCGGAUGGAUAGUCACAGGAAGAACCGCUACUCACAAUAGUUUAACGUCAAUUUCAGCUUUUUAUAAUGAGCUCGUCUUGAAUAAUCAGCUUAAAAGAUUUUGGGAACUUGAGGAAGUUCCAAACAAACCCCGGCCAUCUGAAGAAGAUAUUCACUGUGAGAACGUGUAUCAGUCUACUACCUAUCGAACGGAAAACGGUCGUUUUGUAGUUUCACUUCCAUUUCGUCGUGAGUACCCUGGUAGUCUUAAUAUAAGCUCCUUUCGGCAUAUUGCUGUAUCCCAAUUUGUUAGAAAUGAGUCCCGAUUGAUGAAAAACCCCCUUUUAAAAUCCGAAUAUGAUCGUGUAAUUACUGAAUAUCUGUUUCUGAAGCAAAUGAGAAAAGUUGCACCAUCUGAUUCCAAUAGCACAUAUUACUUUCCACACCAUGCAGUUCUUAAACCUGACAGUACUACUACGAAAUUACGUGUAGUAUUCAAUGCUUCUACUCCCUCUUCAAACGGUUAUAGCCUCAACGAUCACCUUUACCCUGGGCCCGUUUUACAAUCUGAUUUGACCAUUCUAAUGCUAAGGUGGAGAAUGUUCAGAUACGUAUUUAAUGCCGACAUCGAAAAGAUGUAUCGGCAAAUUCACGUAAAUCCAGCUCACAUUCCAUUUCAGAGAAUUAUUUUUCGAAAUUCUCCUGAGGAAGAUCUGCAAGACUUUGAGCUAAAUACGGUAACGUUUGGCGUAAAUUGUGCCCCUUAUUUGGCAAUACGUACCCUCUUAGAAUUGUCUAAAACAUGUGAGCAGACUAAUCCUAUUGUCUCCGAUAUCCUUCGCAAUCACAUGUAUGUCGAUGACGUAUUAGCCGGCGCCCAUACUAUAUCAUCUGCUAUGAAUGCGAGAGAUGAACUCAUUCAAGUGCUUGAAUCUGCUGGUUUCUCUCUUCGCAAAUGGACAGCAAAUAACGACUAUUUGCUCACAGACCUUUCUCCCAAUCACCUCUUGGAUGCAGAGUUCCUGAAUCUGUCAGACUCUUGCACCACAAAAACGCUAGGCUUACGGUGGAAUGCAGGACGAGAUAAUUUUUACUUUCAAAUUAAAACCUCUCCCGAUCGUAAUUCUAUAACUAAAAGGUCAGUCUUGUCUGAAAUUGCAAAGAUAUUUGACCCCGCCGGUUGGCUCUCCCCUAAAGUCAUAGUCGCAAAGAUCAUCAUGCAACAGAUAUGA